Molecule: messenger RNA, 903 nt
Organism: Scutellospora calospora
Lineage: Eukaryota; Fungi; Glomeromycota; Glomeromycetes; Diversisporales; Gigasporaceae
Source: the annotation of a GenBank genome assembly
AUGCCUAACUCAAACUUUCUAGAUUCUAAUUGUAAUGAAUACGUGACUUAUAUGACUAUUCCUGGUAGUGAAAAUGGUCCUUAUGUUGGAAAAUUUUUACCAAAUUAUAACGUAACUUCUGAUACAGGGGACUCUCAGAUUCAUCUUACUAUAAUGAUCACAAAUUCUAGCUUUACAGUUACCAAUGAGGUCUCUUUCAUGGUGAUGUAUGCAUUUGAUAAAGAAAAUGAUAAUUUUGAUCCGUAUAGUGAAACCAUUGUUAAUACAACAAAUACAUUUGAUUUAUCACUUUUAGAUAAAAAUUUGUAUUAUUUAUCGCAACCAAAAAAUGAUUUAAAUGUAUAUGUUUGGUCAUUUACUAGAAACAUUAGAUAUGUUUUAAUUCCGGAUAUUUUAAGCUACUUUGGUAGACAAAUUUAUGUUAGCCAUCCUUAUCUUGAAUCAACUAUAGAAAUUGUUCCGCUCGCGACCGCUAAUACUUCAGUAAAUCCUUUUGCGGAAUUGCAAUUUUACUCCGAUCUCCGUUCUAUUACAAGGGAAGAAACGGAACAAAGUGCUAUAACAGCAUUUUAUAUAUUUUUAUUCGGACUUGGUUUAAUCUCUCCAUGGGGUAUUGUACAAAAAUCAAACUUGUUCAAAAAUCAAUAUAAAAAAAAAUUAUUACCAUUUUCAAUGGAUUCACAACUUGAACUUGAAAUUAAAGAGUAUGAAAAUGAUUCAUUGCUAAAACGACUCGAUAAUUUGGAGAAAAGAGCUGAACGUUUGGAAAAAUCUAAUCAAUUCUAUAAAGAAUGCAUUAUCGAUACUUCAAUAUUAAAUUCUUUUGAAAUUGAUACUUUUACUAACAAUAAUAGUAGUAGCUCUCUUAUGCAGAAUAACAACGGAAAUAAUAGUAAUAAAUAG